AUGUUCGUCAAGACGUCCUUCCUCGCUGGCCUGAUGGCCUCGACCGCCUUUGGCUCCCUCAUCCACAAGCGGGAUACCUUCGGCUGCGGUGCUCCCGAGCCGUCUGAGGAGCUCCUCGCCAAGGCUGGUGAGAUGGCCGCUCAGGAGAAGGCCGUCAAGGAGUCUGGCAUCAAGCUUGCCCAGGCUGCCAUCAGCGUCCCUACUUGGUUCCACGUUGUCGCCGCCUCUGAGUCCGAGGAGGACGGCUACGUCUCGGAUGCGCAACUCGAGGAGCAGAUGGCAGUCCUCAACGAGAACUUCGCCCCCUCGGGCAUCUCCUUCACCCUCGAGGGCACCACCAGGACCAUCAACACCAACUGGGCCGACGAUGGAGCCGAGUUGACCAUGAAGAAGUCACUCCGCAAGGGUGACUACGGCACUCUCAACGUCUACUUCCAGAGGGAGCUUGACGGAAACCUCGGCUACUGCUACUUCCCCGAAAACGUCAGCUCGGGCUCGAACGACUUCUACUACGACGGCUGCUCGAUCCUGUCGGCAUCGGUCCCCGGCGGUAGCGCCACCAACUACAACCUGGGCAAGACGACGACCCACGAGGUCGGGCACUGGUUCGGUCUGUACCACACCUUCCAGGGCGGCUGCACCGGCUCGGGCGAUCAGAUCGACGAUACGCCUGCCCAGGCCAGCGACUCGGAGGGUUGCCCCAUCGGCCGCGACUCGUGCCCCAACCAGGCCGGCCUCGACCCCAUCCACAACUACAUGGACUACACGUAUGACUCUUGCUACGAGGAGUUCACCGAGGACCAGACGACCCGCAUGACCAACAUGUGGAACACCUACCGCGUCUAA
Diplodia corticola is the source of this 846-nucleotide messenger RNA. RefSeq names its product metalloprotease 1 protein. The coding region runs from base 1 to 846 and encodes 281 amino acids. NCBI's taxonomy places the organism in Eukaryota, Fungi, Ascomycota, Dothideomycetes, Botryosphaeriales, Botryosphaeriaceae. The record is from RefSeq and is a predicted model, not a curated record. The transcript has 4 exons. Gene Ontology annotation, molecular function: metallopeptidase activity.